CAAAAGAUUCUCCAGCUAGCUUUCUCAAAUCAUUUUCUUGUUUCAUCUUCUUCUUCCCUCUGUCUCUCUCUCUUUCUCUCUCUAAAUAAGCAUCCAUCUCUUUUUCCUCAAGAAAAAAAAUCUCUGUGUUCUUUUUCUUUCUCUUGUUCUUGAAUCUUUAAACUAAAAAAAAAAAGGAGAGGCACAUACAUAUAUAGAUAGAUACACUGUUAUAUAGACAUGGCGGUUGUGGUCGAAGAAGGCGUGGUGUUGAAUCAUGGAGGUGAAGAGCUUGUGGAUUUGCCACCUGGAUUCAGGUUUCAUCCAACAGACGAAGAGAUCAUAACAUUCUACCUCAAAGAAAAGGUUUUAGACAGCCGAUUCACGGCUGUGGCCAUGGGAGAAGCCGAUCUCAACAAGUGCGAGCCUUGGGAUUUGCCAAAAAGGGCCAAGAUGGGUGAGAAAGAGUUCUACUUCUUCUGUCAAAGGGACAGGAAGUAUCCGACCGGGAUGAGGACGAACCGUGCAACCGAGUCUGGAUAUUGGAAAGCGACCGGGAAGGAUAAGGAGAUCUUCAAAGGCAAAGGUUGUCUCGUUGGGAUGAAGAAAACACUUGUGUUUUAUAGAGGAAGAGCUCCAAAAGGUGAAAAGACUAAUUGGGUCAUGCAUGAAUACCGUCUUGAAGGCAAAUAUUCUUAUCACAACCUCCCCAAAUCCGCAAGGGACGAGUGGGUCGUGUGUAGGGUUUUUCACAAGAACAAUCCUUCUACUACAACCCAACAAAUGACGAGAAUACCCAUUGAAGAUCUCACAAGAAUGGACUCUCUAGAGAACAUUGAUCAUCUCCUUGACUUCACAUCUCUUCCUCCUCUCAUAGAUCCUAGUUUUACGGAGCAACCCAACUUCAAACCCAUCAACCCUCCUACAUACAAUAUCUCAUCACCAAUCCAACCCCAUCACUACAAUACAUACAAUUCGAUCUAUAACCACCAGGGUUUUGGUUCUGCUUCUGGUUCCGGUUCUACAUACAACAACAACAACAACAACAACGAGAUGAUCAAGAUGGAGCAAUCACUUGUUAGUGUAUCUCAAGAAACCUGCCUGAGCUCAGAUGUGAACGCAGCCACGACCACGGAGGUAUCUUCGGGUCCGGUAAUGAAGCAAGAGAUGAGGAUGAUGGAAAUGGUGAAUGGUAGCAAGUCGUACGACGAUCUAUGUGACUUGGGGGGCAUCUUAUGGGACUACUGAUUAACUUCCGCUUGGAAUAAUUAUGGUUAUUUAAUUAUUUAAUUGUGAUGAAAGAGUAUAUUUGGUUGGUUUUAAAUCAUGUAGGUAAUACAUAUACACAUAGUAUUUACUAGGGGAUUUAUCCUAGUUAUUUUCGCUUCAUUGAUAUUAUUUAGUUGAUUGUUUAAUUAGUUUGUAGUGUGGGGGGAAAGGGAAAAUGGGA
This is a messenger RNA of Eutrema salsugineum, 1429 nucleotides long. RefSeq names its product NAC domain-containing protein 87. Bases 220 to 1227 code for a protein of 335 amino acids. Lineage: Eukaryota; Viridiplantae; Streptophyta; Magnoliopsida; Brassicales; Brassicaceae. Gene Ontology annotation, biological process: regulation of DNA-templated transcription. The record is from RefSeq and is a predicted model, not a curated record. The transcript has 3 exons. Gene Ontology annotation, molecular function: DNA binding.